Messenger RNA from Phalaenopsis equestris, 3969 nucleotides. RefSeq lists its product as uncharacterized. Bases 207 to 3914 code for a protein of 1235 amino acids. Lineage: Eukaryota; Viridiplantae; Streptophyta; Magnoliopsida; Asparagales; Orchidaceae. The record is from RefSeq and is a predicted model, not a curated record. The transcript is spliced from 21 exons.
CCGAUUCAGCUAGCUGUCUCUCCCACUCUCUUUCUCCGAUUUCGACUUCAUUUCUGAGAACUCUGUAGAUCUCAAGUGGCUUAAUUUAUUCAGAGUAGCUCUGUGGAUAAAGGAGAUCUUGGCUUCUCCAGUGAUUCUCGAAAGCCUCACCAUUUCUCCCGUUAAAAGCGCAGGAACAUUGAUAGCAACUUGUCUUAGAAUCCACAAUGUUCACCGAAGGACUGGAUGCCCAAGCCCUUCGAUGGGUUAAGGAAGAGCAUGCAGAAAUUUCAAAUGUUCAGCAAAGGACACAUGCCAGCCAAGACUUCAAAACAAGCACCUUCCGACUCGAUAUUCCUCCUCCAGAAAAAUUCAAAAGUGGGCAUCUUCCGACUGGAUCCAUUCCAAUUUCUUAUGCUGUACCACUGGAAGAAGACAGUGAUUUUGAUUCUGAUAUGGACGAGUCUUCCGAUACUGAGGAAAUCUAUGCUGGUCGACACUCUACAGAAUCUUCUUCUUCUUUGCCUCAUGAGGACAUCUCGAAGCAGAGGGUUCCCAAUGGAGUUUCGAGUGGUCACUGCAGAUAUGCGAACUCAGUUGUUCAACAACAUUGUUCCUCAAGUGAUGGAUACUCAGGUUAUAGUUCAUCACGAGAUACUGCACAGCAGAGGACAGUUCAGGCGAGAAAACUGGUUGAUAUGAAUAGGUAUGCUGAAGAGGAGGAAAUGUGGUCGGAUUCUGGUGAAAGCUUUGGGUUCAAUGGGCAGGUGGAGAGGAAGAAUGCUAGUAUCGAAUUUUCAUUACAAGGGGCGAGCAGAGAAGAUGGAAACUCUGAUGCUGCAAAGAGUGCGUCUUUGGGAGGGAAUUGCGCCUUCCAGGGAUCUCAUUCUAGCGGUAACUGCAAGGACGGGGAUUCUAAUUCUGAGAAGGGUAAACACCUCAACAUCCCAAGUGCACCUCCAUUUGAUGGCUACGGGAAGGAAACUGACCAUGCUGCUGUGGAAGUGCCAUCAAUUAAUACUUGUUUACCUCCUAUCUCAAGUAGUUGGGAUGGUUCGUUUAUAAAGGAAGAAAUUUUGAAUGCCCAUUAUGAAAACCAGAUCACUGACAAGCAGUCUAGGAGCUCUUCAAGUGGUUUACAGCAAGCUGUAAAGUCUGGCUCAUUACGUACUCGACUUCCUAAGUUUCACGCCAGUGGACAAGGGCCCUGGCAUUGUGUGCUGGCAUAUGAUGCAUGCGUUCGAUUAUGUCUUCAUUCCUGGGCUAGAGGUUGCAUGCAAGCACCCUCUUUUUUGGAAAAUGAAUGUGCUCUGCUGCGAAAAGCAUUUGGCUUGCAGCAAAUCCUACUGCAGUCAGAAACGGAGCUUCUAGGACAACAGUCUUCUGGUUCGUCCUCUGAAGGAAUCAUGCCAAAGCCCAAAAAAAUCAUAGGAAAAAUUAAGAUUCAAGUCCACAAAGUCAGAAUGUCUCCAGAGAUGCCUUCAGGCUGCAGUAUUUCAGCAAUGAAUUUAUCUACAGCGAACAUACGAUCUCUUCAAAGUUCAAUAUCUAGCCUGCAUACAUUGCUUGCCGCAGAAUGGAAAUCGCUUCGUAAUUUGCGCUUUUUACUGUGUCUGCCUUCUAAUAGCUCUUUAGCAGCACAGAGUUUAGCUUGUGUAAAUGCUAGUACUCUGUAUGCAAAGAAAGGUUCAGCUCUCUUUAAAGUUGGUGUUACCAGCAUGCAAACACCUUCAUACACUUGCCGGUUGAAGUUAAAAAGUAGAAUUAAAGAGGAAGCAGUCCAAUUGGAUCCUGGAUCAGGCGAAGCUCAUGCUUUCUUCCCUGAUAGCAUUGGAGAUGAUCUAUAUGUUGAAGUGUAUGACUCCAAGGGGAAGUCAUGUGGAAGAGCUGUAGUUCAAGUGGCCAGUAUUUCUGAUGUUAAUGAAAAGACUCGCUGGUUGCCUAUUUAUGUUGAACCUGAACAUCUAUUAGUGGGUCGAAUGCAAGUAUACUUGAGCUACAAAUCAAGCCCAGAUGAGAAUAAUGAAAAGUGUGGUUCAAUAGCAGAAACAGUAGCAUAUGAUGUUGUAAUGGAGGUUGCAAUGAAAGCUCAACAUGUUCAGCAGAGAAAUUUGACGUUGCAUGGAUCUUGGCAAUGGUUGUUGACAGAAUUUGCCACCUAUUUUGGAGUUUCAUAUGCCUACACAAAAUUAAGAUAUCUCUCCUAUGUAAUGGAUGUGGCAACCCCUACAAAAGACUGCCUAAUGCUCGUUCAUGAUUUGCUUUUACCCGUAAUUAUGAAGAGCAACAUGAAUACAUUAAGCCAUCAAGAGAAUCGCAUUCUUGGAGAAAUGAAGGAGCAAAUUGACCAGGUCCUUUCUUUGGUUUUUGAGAAUUACAAGUCAUUAGAUGAAUCCUCGUUCUCUGGACUGGUUGAAGUCUUUGGCCCUCCAAAUGGAAAUCCAGCACCAGCACUGGCAAUCUCUGUGAAGCUAUACACUCUUAUUCAUGAUAUACUAUCUCCCGAAGCUCAGUUGAUGCUGUGCAACUAUUUUCAGGUUGGUGUCAAGAAGAGAUCAAGGAGGCAUAUGUUGGAUACUGAUGAGAUUUUUGCUAAUAGCACUGAAGGAACUUUACUGGAUGUUGUUGGCAUUGCUACAACUUACCAAAAGAUGAAAAGUUUGUGCUAUGAUAUAGUCAAAGAAAUUCGUACUGAUUUUGAAAUCUACAAUCAUCAUAUUCUUCCCAGUUUUAUAGACCUUCCAAGCCUAUCAGCAUCAAUCUACAGUGUGGAGCUUUGUACAAGAUUGCGUUCAUUCCUUAAAGCUUGUCCACCUACAGGCCUUUCACAACAUGUGGCAGAUCUUGUUAUUGCUACUGCAGAUUUUCAGAAAGAUCUUGCUAGCUGGAGUAUUUCUCCUGUGAAGGGAGGUGUUGAUGCCAAAGAGUUGUUUCACUUGUACAUAAUUUUGUGGAUUCAAGAUAAGCGCCUUACAUUGCUUGAAUCUUGCAAACUAGAUAAGGUGAAAUGGUCUGGAGUUCGAACUCAGCAUUUGACCACUCCCUUCGUUGAUGAAAUUUAUGAUCGCCUGAAGGAAACCCUGAAUGAAUACGAAAUCAUCAUGCGUCGUUGGCCUGAAUAUAUUCUUGUUCUAGAAAACGCAAUCGUGGAUGUUGAGAAAGCAAUGCUUGAGACUUUGCAGAAACAGUACGCAGAUGUUCUAUCUCCAUUGAAGGAUAGUAUGGCUCCAAAAUCCUUAGGCCUUAAGUUUGUGCAUAAACUUGCUAGAGGUAAGAAGGUCUGUCCUUACAGCAUUCCUGAUGAGCUAGGAAUUCUCCUGAAUACCAUGAAAAGAUUGUUGGAUGUGUUGAGGCCAAGAAUAGAAAUGGAGCUGAAGUCUUGGGGUUCUUGCAUGCCUGAUACUGGGAAUGCAGUGGCUGGGGAACGUCUGAGUGAAGUUGCAGUAAUUGUGAGAUCAAAGUUUAGAAACUACCUCCAUGCAGUUGUGGAGAAACUUGCAGAGAAUACUCGCGCACAGAGAGCCACAAAUCUUAAGAAGAUACUUCAAGAAUCUAAAAGCAUCGUCGCAGAAAGUGAUGUUCGGAAGAGAAUGCAACCCUUGAAGGAUCACCUAACAGAUACAAUAAAUCACAUUGACAAGGUCCUUGAGGUAAAAGUUUUUGUUUCUGUGUGUCGUUGCCUUUGGGAGAGAUUGGGACAGGAUGUGCUCAAGUUCUUGGAGAAUCAUAAAGAGAACAAGUCAUUGUGUAAAGCUUCAAGAGCCACUGUAGCUGUACUUGAUGAAACUUUUGCAUCACAGAUGCAGAAGCUGCUUGGAAACAACACAUUGCAGGAGAAGGACUUGGAACCACCAAGAUCAAUAUUGGAGGUUCGAUCAAUUCUCUGCAAGGAUGUUUAUAGGGAUUCAAGCUUUAAUUACAGAGUGCGAGCUUGAUCCUAUGUCAGUGAACUUGGAAGCAAUUUUUUUUUUUUAGACAUUUUUUCUGGGA